GUUGUUAACAUCCGCUAUCGACGUGACACGCAAACCGAACCUGGUGUGCAGCUUAACAGUGCGUUGAAAAUGAGGCUUGUCACGUUGCACGUGGUCAUCUUUCUCUCUGUGAUCGUACACGCCAAGUUUGACGAAGACAGUAAACAUUGGCGUGAACUGGCUGAGGUAGAGUUACAAGAGGCGCUGUCUUACAAAUGGAACACGAAUAGAGCUAAAAAUGUGAUCAUCUUCGUGGGUGAUGGGAUGAGCCCUGAUACAAUAACAGCCAGCAGAAUUUAUCGAGCUGGAGAGACCAGUCGUCUGGCUUGGGAGCAUUUCCCUCACAUAGGCAUACUCAAGACCUACAAUACGAACAAACAAGUACCAGAUUCAGCAUCGACGGCAACAGCCUUGUUCUGUGGAGUGAAGACGAAUUACGAAGUUGUCGGUGUGAACAAGAACGUAGCAUUAAACGAUUGCAACGCAAGCUUGAAUAUCGACUACCACGUGGACUCGGUGCUCACGUGGGCUCAGGCUGCCAAUAAAGACACAGGAUUCGUGACGACCACAAGGGUGACUCACGCGACUCCCGCACCUUUGUACGCGCACAGCGCGAACAGACGAUGGGAAAGCGAGACUACGAUGCCGAUAGGAGCGAAAGGAUGCAAAGAUAUCGCCAGACAAUUGGUGGAAAACCUCCCUGGGAGAAAUAUCAAGGUGAUCAUGGGUGGAGGUAGGCAAAUGAUGAAAUCGAACGCUACCGGGACAGAGUUCGAUCCUGUGGACGCUUGGGCUGGUCAGAGGAAGGACGGUAGAGAUUUAAUUGAAGAAUGGAAACGCGACAAAGUCUCUAGAAAAUUGUCCUUCGAUAUUGUCCAGAAUAACGAAGAAUUGUCGCGGGUGAACGUUAAAAAAGUAGACUAUCUGUUAGGAAUUUUUGCAAAUGGCAAUAUUAACAUGGAUUGGAACAGAGAAAAAGGUCCAAAGGGACAACCGAGUCUUGAAGAGAUGACUGUGACAGCCUUGAAGAUUCUUCAAAAGUCGAAACACGGUUAUCUCUUAGUGGUAGAAGGAGGACUCAUAGAUGCUGCUCAUCAUCGUGGCCACGCAGCUCAAGCGUUGUUAGAAACUGUCAGAUUCUCUGAUGCUAUUAAUGCAACUUUGAGGAUGGUCAACACUGACGAUACACUCGUUAUAGUAACCAGCGAUCAUACUCAUUCUAUGAGCUUCAAUGGGUACAGUGAUCGAGGCUCGAACAUUCUAGGCAUAGCUCAGAAGUCUAAAUGGGACGGGAUCCCGUACACCACGCUAACUUACAGCACUGGUGGUCCUAACAAUCAAGCGUACACAAUGAAAGAUAAUUCCACUGUGAGAAUAGAUCCUUCUAAAGAAAAUACAACGUCGUUCACGUACAGUCAACAGGCCACCAUCGUAUCUGACGAGGCUUAUCAUGGUGGUGGUGACGUAGCAGUCUAUGCAAUAGGCCCGUUUACUCAUCUGUUUCACAGUGUACACGAGCAGAGUUACGUGGCUCGUGUGGUUGCCUAUGCUGCUAAAAUGGAACCGAAAGCCUAUGGGAAUCAAGCUGGAAAACAAGAAUACAACAUUCUCGUCACUGUUUUCAUGUAUUGCUGUGUGUUUCUUCUAGUUUUACUCCGUCAAUGGUAAUUCGUACACGGAGUGCAAGGUGUACAGUGUUAAAAAAAAAAAAGAAAAGAAAAAACAGAAAAUAC
Habropoda laboriosa is the source of this 1712-nucleotide messenger RNA. Its product is annotated as alkaline phosphatase-like. The transcript is spliced from 8 exons. Gene Ontology annotation, biological process: dephosphorylation. Gene Ontology annotation, molecular function: alkaline phosphatase activity. Lineage: Eukaryota; Metazoa; Arthropoda; Insecta; Hymenoptera; Apidae. The coding region runs from base 70 to 1647 and encodes 525 amino acids. The record is from RefSeq and is a predicted model, not a curated record.